Messenger RNA from Ananas comosus (pineapple), 881 nucleotides. Its product is annotated as ADP-ribosylation factor. Lineage: Eukaryota; Viridiplantae; Streptophyta; Magnoliopsida; Poales; Bromeliaceae. Bases 85 to 630 code for a protein of 181 amino acids. Gene Ontology annotation, biological process: vesicle-mediated transport; intracellular protein transport. The transcript has 7 exons. Gene Ontology annotation, cellular component: cytoplasm. The record is from RefSeq and is a predicted model, not a curated record. Gene Ontology annotation, molecular function: GTPase activity; GTP binding.
CCUCCCCCUCUCUCUCUCUCUUUCUAAAAGAUCUGGUGGUGGAGCUCCUCUCUCUCUCUCUCUCUCUCUCUCUCGCGGGCAAAGAUGGGGCUAUCAUUCACAAAGCUCUUCAGUCGGCUUUUCGCCAAGAAGGAGAUGAGAAUUCUUAUGGUGGGUCUCGAUGCUGCUGGUAAGACCACCAUCCUGUACAAGCUGAAGCUGGGCGAGAUUGUGACCACCAUUCCAACAAUUGGAUUUAACGUUGAGACAGUUGAAUACAAGAACAUCAGCUUUACUGUUUGGGAUGUUGGUGGCCAAGACAAGAUCCGCCCCCUCUGGAGGCAUUACUUCCAGAACACACAAGGUCUGAUCUUUGUGGUCGACAGCAACGAUAGGGACCGUAUCGUUGAAGCAAGAGAUGAACUCCACAGGAUGCUUAACGAGGAUGAGCUGAGAGAUGCAGUGCUUCUCGUCUUUGCCAACAAGCAAGAUCUUCCCAAUGCAAUGAAUGCCGCGGAGAUCACUGAUAAGCUUGGCCUUCAUUCCCUCCGCCAGCGCCACUGGUACAUCCAGAGCACGUGUGCUACGUCCGGAGAAGGUUUGUACGAAGGUUUGGACUGGCUCUCCAACAACAUUGCUAACAAGGCUUAAAAGUUUGCUGGUGUUGUUGUUACAUCUUCUCGGAGCCGAGCAGGAAAUUCCGGUGCGCUUUCCUAAUCAAAUAUAUUAUGUUUUAGUCUUCGAGAGAGCUCUUCCCCCAACAGUUAGUUACCUUUUACAGACCGAUGAAUUUAUCGCUAUCUAGUCCCAAAAGACUUAACAAUCUCGAAUUUGUUUUCUUAUUUGGAUGUUCUCUGUUUACAUCAAAUACUAUUUCAAUUCUAAGCUCCUAUUUUUAUUCA